Vitis riparia (riverbank grape) is the source of this 1299-nucleotide messenger RNA. RefSeq lists its product as uncharacterized. The transcript has 6 exons. Gene Ontology annotation, biological process: DNA integration. Gene Ontology annotation, molecular function: nucleic acid binding. The record is from RefSeq and is a predicted model, not a curated record. NCBI's taxonomy places the organism in Eukaryota, Viridiplantae, Streptophyta, Magnoliopsida, Vitales, Vitaceae. The coding region runs from base 1 to 1299 and encodes 432 amino acids.
AUGACCUCAGAAGCUUCACUGAAUGCACUGGCACCUCCAGUGUUUGAUGGAAUAAAUUAUCAAGUGUGGGUUGUCCGUAUGGAAGCCUACCUUGAUGCUAGUGAUCUAUGGGAAGCUGUUAGUGAGGAAUAUGAAGUUCCUCUCCUGUCCGACAAUCCAACUAUGGCUCAGAUAAAACUACACAAUGAGAGGAGGCAAAGGAAAUCAAAGGCAAAAGCUAGUCUAUUUGCAGCUGUCUCAUCUAUAGUUUUCAUCAUAAUCAUGACACCGAAGACAACAAAUGAAAUAUGGAACUUCUUGAAGAAGGAAUAUGAAGGAAAUGAACGAAUCAAAGGGCGUGUGGAAAGGAUAUGCAAAUCUCAACAGCAGCAAGGAGAAGUCAAGGCUGCUGUGGAAGAACGUCAAGAUGAGCAACUGUUUGUGGAACUUGACAAAACUGUUACUUCCAAAGUUAGAAUUGGAAAUGGAGCAUAUCUUGCAGUAAAAGGCAAAGGAACAGUGGCAAUUAAAGGCCACACAAGUUUGAAAUUAAUCUCCAAUGACUUAUGUGUUCCUGAGAUUAAUCAAAAUCUGUUGAGUGUUGGUCAACUGCUAGAAAAAGGCUAUAAGGUGUUGUUUAAGGACAAUCACUGCAUGAUUGUUGAUGAACAAGGCAGAGAGAAGAACGAUCUUGGAGAAGGCUUGCCUGAAUUAGAGGUGAAGCCUCCUACUUGUGUAGCCUUUGCUGACAUCUUCUGGAAGUUUAAAGCUUGGGCUGAAAAUCAAAGUGAAUGUAAAAUGCAAGUGAUCAGGUCUGAUAAUGGAACUGAAUACACCUCAGAGAAAUUUAACAAAUUUUGUGAGGAUGCAAGCAUUGAGCACCAGCUUACAACACCUUAUACCCCUCAACAGAAUGGAGUCGUUGAGAGGAAAAAUAGAACACUUAUGGAAAUAACAAGGAGAGACAAAUUGGAUAAGAAAACAGAAGUUGGGAUCUUUAUAGGUUAUAGCUCAAUAUCAAAGGCCUAUAGAAUCUACCUUCCAGAAAACAACAAAGUAAUAGUUAGCAGAGAUGUCAAAUUCUUCAAAUCAGAAAGUUGGAGUUGGGAGAAUGAUAAGAAGCUUGAGUUUAAAGAGAAUCUUGAGUUCCAAAAUGACCUUGAGUUUCAGGAGGAGAAUGACAAUAUUGAUGAUGAACCUAUCAGGAGAACCAGAUCACUCUCUGACAUCUAUCAAAAGUGCAAUGUUGCUAUAAUAGAGCCUAUAGGGUAUGACGAAGCUGCAGCUGAUAAAAAAUGGAUGGAUGGGAGCUUAAAAUGA